AGUCUAGCUGAUUCUAGAGUCUUCGAGACAAAUCCAAGAGGCCAUUUUAAUUAAGUGGGCGUACCCAAUAACGGGGCGUGUUAAAAUCAAAAUGGAGGACGAAGAGUCACAAAAUCCUAGUCAAAAUUUGAUGUCUAAUGAGCGUAUUUCACAUUCACCAGUGAUGUGGCCUGAUCAGAAUUGUUUUGGUGAACUGGACUCUGCCACCCCAUCAGUGCCUCAAUGGCUCCAAGAGAUAGAGAGAGAUGAUAAAAAGAUGCUUACAGAGUUGGCGUCGUUGACUCAGUCACAGCUACUAGAGAAGAUACAAGCAUUGCAGACCUUUGCUUAUCAAUUGGGAAUAAACGAAGCUAAGCAAAUGAGACGAGGUACUUGCCUUCAGAUAUUCGAGUCAUCUCGGAGGAAUGGGCACACCCAUUUAUCACGUGAUCAAGCCAAUAGAGAAAACUCGGCUCCAGAACUGCCAAACUCUUCAUCGUCAACAAUGCAAACAUGACUAGCAAAAACUAACAAACAUAGAUGAGUUUUAAUUAUUAUCUGGUUUUUAAUUUAAUUGUUAUCGCAUUUAAAAUAACCAUUCCAGAUUAUUAAAAUACCUAAAGA
Molecule: messenger RNA, 603 nt
Organism: Amphimedon queenslandica
Lineage: Eukaryota; Metazoa; Porifera; Demospongiae; Haplosclerida; Niphatidae
Product: protein lin-52 homolog
Exons: 4
Coding region: 92-496 (134 amino acids)
Biological process (GO): regulation of DNA-templated transcription
Cellular component (GO): DRM complex
Source: RefSeq, a predicted model, not a curated record